AUGAUCGAAACCAGCGUUUCUGUUGAUGCUUCCUCGAAAGGAAGCGGUGUUGAACGUGCAGUAAUCAUCGGCGCCUACACCAUUUUCUUUGCCGUCUACGCCAUUGUGGCCUGCAACUGCAGCCGCCGCCGCAGCCAACGCAGGUCUCUGCAGCAACCUAACGCCGCCGUCGACCAGUCGCUGCCCGUCACUGUUUACCGGGCGAGCCACUUCGAGGAAGGCAUCGAGUGCGCCGUCUGCCUCUCCAAGCUGGCCGACGGCGAGGAGGCUCGAUUGCUCCCCCAGUGCGGUCACGGGUACCACCGCCGCUGCAUCGAUCCGUGGUUGCGUAUAAACGACACCUGCCCGCUCUGCCGGAGCCGCGUGCGCGCCAGACCUUCUGCAAACCCCAGUGCCGGUGCUGGGUCGACGCAGAAUCCGCCUGCCGAGACCGUUCCGGAGUCACCGGUCUCGGAGAGGAACUCCGCGAGUGCGGCAGUGGACGACGGAGCUGGCUCGCCGGGAGCAGAGAUCGUGAUUGAGAUGAUGAUGAGGGUGGUGGAUGGGCUCCCUUCGCCGGUUUCACCGGUGCCAUCGGAUAGGUCCGCCAUGGAAGAGACCGCGCCGCCUUCUCCAGCGAGGUUUUGGUGGACUUGGAUCCUGGAGAUCAGGGGGACUGCUGGUGCCUCGUCCGAGGGCCCGAGAGAAGGCGACAUCGAGCUGGGGUUGGGAGGAGGAGGAGGAGGAGGAGGAGAGGGUAACGCUCUGCCUCCGAACUCUCCGAACGGCCUGUCUCUCGGAGAACAUCCCGAUGCAGGAAACCGAUGA
Messenger RNA from Musa acuminata subsp. malaccensis (wild Malaysian banana), 807 nucleotides. Its product is annotated as RING-H2 finger protein ATL64-like. Lineage: Eukaryota; Viridiplantae; Streptophyta; Magnoliopsida; Zingiberales; Musaceae. The record is from RefSeq and is a predicted model, not a curated record.